AUGCAAUUCCAGUUCGAUAUUACCUACACUCAACUGAACGAGUCUGAAGAACUAGCGACGGGUUCACUGGAAACAGAAGUUGUCAGUUUUAGUCAAUUUAUCUUGACACUCUUUGUUAAGUGUACUCAAUGUGACAGUUUGAUAACCUUAGCCGGUAGCGAUAGUACAGACCUUUCUAUCAGCCACUCCGACAAGAUUGUUGUUGGUUAUGAUGGGCAGCAGUACACGACUGGAGAGAGUAUAGUCGGGUCAAUGAUGUGGAAGCAGAUUACAGUCAAGUAUUCUGGCACUGAGAUAAUUACAUACCUGGACAGUACAGAAGUUCUCAGAGAGCAAGUGUCUCCUCAAAGAAGAAAAAGGUCCACAGAAACACCUGUGAAUAUCACUGUGACAAUAGGAGGUGAAGGGUUUAUCGGUUCAUUCUCACAGUUAAACGUGUGGUCAGGUGUCACAUCAUUUACACCAGUUGUUACAGAUACCUGUUUUAACACAGGUCAGGGUGAUUUGAUAAGUUGGAAACAAUUCUCUGAUACUGAAGGAUCGUUUAUCAUAACAAAAAGCAAAUGUGAUGUCGACAACAACUGUGAUGAUACACCAUGCCAUAACGGAGGCACGUGCAGAGAUUCAGUUGGAAGCUUUUCAUGCGCAUGCGCAAGAGGUUUUUUACCGGAAGUUUCUGUGAGAUCAAUAUCGAUGACUGUCUUGACAACGCGUGUGAUAACAACGCUACAUGCAUCGAUGGACCUGAUAAAUAUAGUUGUGUUUGUUCGGCUGGCUUUAAGGGUGACUUAUGUGAAACCACUUUUGAGGUUUAAAUUUAUUUUUACUCUUCAUAUAGUGCGAGUAUGGUACGCUGAUUUAUUUGGUCAAGUUGGUGCCGAUUGA
Ruditapes philippinarum (Manila clam) is the source of this 885-nucleotide messenger RNA. RefSeq lists its product as uncharacterized. Lineage: Eukaryota; Metazoa; Mollusca; Bivalvia; Venerida; Veneridae. The record is from RefSeq and is a predicted model, not a curated record. The transcript has 6 exons. The coding region runs from base 1 to 885 and encodes 294 amino acids. Gene Ontology annotation, molecular function: calcium ion binding.